Molecule: messenger RNA, 4659 nt
Organism: Podarcis lilfordi (Lilford's wall lizard)
Lineage: Eukaryota; Metazoa; Chordata; Lepidosauria; Squamata; Lacertidae
Source: the annotation of a GenBank genome assembly
AUGGAAAAAACAGGCUUUGAUUCUGAAGACAGUAUAAAAGGAGACCGGGAUUGCACAUACGGACACGAUUCAAGGUACUCAGGUGAAGAACCUCCAGCAAUAGGCUCCUUGCAGCAGAAAAGAAAAGCUACUAUGGCUUCUACAAGAUUUCCCUCCCUGGUGAGUACACUGAUAAUAUAGAUUGUCAUUUAUGGUGUAUAGAACUCUUAGUACCCAUUUGUGUCCAACUUAAAAAGUAGAGGCGUUUGACAUUGCAUUUGAGUUCUUACUUCAUCCUGUUAUCAGUCUUCCUUCCACAUGCAGAAUUUUGUUAGUGAAGCUUCAAUCUCCCAACCCACUUGCUACCAAAAAUUGAAGCCAAUGGUUAUCUAAGUCUUCUGUCUGUCUAUCCAUCCCUCAUUAUAGCUUCAACAAUAAGCUAUAUUUAAUUAGCGUAAUAUGUGUAAUUAAUGUAAUAGAUUUGGACAGUACAGUUUAAAGCAUUUGGAUAACAACUAUUUCCUAAUUCAUGAACUUCUUUUUCUGGAGGGAUUUUCAUCCCGUAGAUAAGCUUCAUAGCUAUGACUGUGAUCCCACCUGCUCUGGGUUAAUGUUUCACAUAACUGAAUGCUUUUCGUAAUCUCAUAGAUCUAAAGCUACUUUUAGAUUUGAAAGAGGACUGAUAUAUAAUCAAUUCAUUCUCAGCAGAAUUUCACUGUUUCCCCCCCAAGUACCACUUCCUCCAGGGUCCUAUCUGCUUUCCUUGUGAAUUUAUUUGCUUGAUUGGCACACAAAUAAACAUUAACGAAUAGAACAACAAAUAGAACAAUUUUGGGAGCAAGUUUUGAAAGCGAUAUCUCAGAUUACAGUUCAGACAAUCCCAACAACCUCAGCUUUUGCCUUACUUAAUUUAUAUACUUCAAAUAUAGACUGAUUAAGAAGUUAGGAAUUAAUAACACAUUUACUAACAGCAGCUAGAAUGGUAAUAGAACUUGGAAAACUUUGCAAUUAAUUAAUAUCGACCACUGGGUAUAAUAUAAUUUGGCAAACAGCCAUAAUGGAAAAGCUGUUGUAAAAAUUGAAGGUGGCAAGGAGAGAGAAAAAGAAGAUAAUUUGUUUGGCACAGUAUUAUUUAAUAUACAAAUGAAGCAACACAUGGAUGAGAAAUACCUACAACAUAUAUUGCCAUAAAGUGUGGAUAAGCAGGAAAUGCUCUUUAGCUCACUCCUAUUAUUCUGAGUUUUCCAAGUGAAUUUAUUGAAGAAGCCACUGAACUGGUUUACUGUAAUCACUGUAAAAUAAUACGUUUAGUAUUUUACACCCCUAGUGACCCAUUUUGGGGUCGUGUCAUGCCUUAUUAUUUAUAAUUUUGUAAUAUAUAUAUAGUAAAUAAAUAUUAACAUCCUAAAUGACAAGUGUGUGUUGGUGCAGCUUUUCCUCAAACUUUUGCCAAUGAGAUUUUGUCUUCGUUUGAAAUCCGUCUAUCAGUCCUGGCCUCUAUCACAAACUGGCAGUGGUUCAGCCCAGCUGCAAAACUCCCAAACAGAGAGUAGCCCUGAAAGUUGCUUUUGGUGAAAGGGAUUAGACUUGAUAUAUGCGAUUUAUUUUAUUUUUUAAAAAAGACAGGUUUAGCGUAUUGCCACUUCACCAGUGAGCCCCCACUGCUUGAUGUUUUAGGCUUCAGAGGAAGGGUUUCAGGGUCACAACUCUGGCUUUCAGUAAAACCUGGCACCCUUUAAGUACUUCAAUAUUAGCAGAGUGCCUAGUAUAAACUGUUUUAUGUAAAAACCUAUUUUAUGUCAGUUUCAGAUUAUACCUCUGGCUAACCUGCACAUAAUAAAACAACUCAUUCUGUAUCUGUUCUCCCUUUCAGGUUGGGUUGUUGCUGCUGCUGCUUUCAGCUAUAAAUUUAGCUUCUGGAAAAGCAGUUAAGCCUGGGAAAAACAACGAGGAACCCAGCGAGAACUGUCCACCCCAGUCUGGAACCCAAGAGGAUUUUCCUCCAAAGUCGCUGACAUUCCAAGUCCACAUUGGCCGCCCACAACCAGCCAGUGAGGUGCCUCAGGACAUCAGGAACAGAUCUGCAUCUCCAUGGGAUUACAGGUAUUGUCCUUAUUCUCACUGAAUCAAAUGUGUUGGCUAUGAAGCAGAGCAUGCAUAGCAAACCCAACGUGGUUCUUCAAUACUUUAAAAUGUCUAGGGCUGCCGCAAGAAAGGGCACAAUUUUGUAGCUGUUGUCAAACCCAGGAGCCAGCCGGGUUUUCUGGGAAACAGACUGGAGAGAGAGGGAGAGCUGAAUUGUCUCCAUGAAGGGAGCAGUUUUUUUUCUUGUUGAGGUGUUUGGACCUUCCCCUGAUCCUGCUUCUGCUACUCCCAGGUUGUGCUUCAUUGAUAAAUGCCAGGGCUCACCCCUAUCUGGAAUUGUAGCCUCGGACAGGGGCUCCUCAUCCAAUGAGGGGCUGCUGGUUCAAUUUGCCCUGCAAUGGGGGAAAGGCACUCUGCACAUGCUUCACAUUGCUACUAAUUUGUGUCUUUUCGAAUGGAGCCCGACCAGCCGGCACAGAGGAACUCUUCGGCAACCUGGGUACCUGUUGUGAGGGUCCUAAAGCUUAAAUCACCAGAGGAGCAUGGGUGCUUGGAUUUUGUGCCCUUGCCCUCAAAGCUUUCAGAGCCACAACUCUAUAGUUUGCACCACGGUAGUUACAGACAACUGCCUUUGAAAUGGAAGUUAUUUGACUCUAUAGCAGGCUUCCUCAACCUCGGACCUCCAGAUGUUUUUGGCCUACAACUCCCAUGAUCCCUAGCUAGCAGGACCAGUGGUCAGGGAUGAUGGGAAUUGUAGUCUCAAAACAUCUGGAGGGCUGAGGUUGAGGAAGCCUGCUCUAUAGUGUGGAACACAGAGUGUUUCUCUGCUGGCAGAAUGUUUCUGAGAACAUCUUUCCCCCAUGGCUGCUCCUUUUACUCCCUAUGUCUACUGGUAGUAAUUGGCUGCUUGGUCUAUGCACACUUGCCUUGCCUUCCCCUUGGAGUAUAUCUGCUGCUCAGUUUGAGGGCACUCAGUUUGAGGUGCCCAUUCACAGGUAAUCAUGGUAGCAGUCCCAAGUAAGAGACUCUUGAUCAACGCAGUCUGUGCAUGUUUCCGAUCUCACAUUCUUUUCGGCAGCACUUGCUUUGAGAACCUCCCGUUGGAUCACCCUCCUCUGCCUGCUUAAAAGCAGGAAUGGGUCUCUCUCACCUUCCCUUGCUUCACAGGGCAGGAGAAGAGAACCCUUUGCAGCCCAAGGACCCCAUUUCCCUUAAGUCAGCCUUCCAGGGAUAUAUGCCAGGAGCAAGAGCCUCCUGCCUCCACAUAGUCAGCAACGUUCCCACCACGCAAAAGCCACAGGUUUCUAAACCCACUCACCUCUCCAUCCACAAUUCAGGCAAGCAAGAGGCAUUCUCACAUUCCAGUACUAGAGGGAAGUAAAGAGCAGAACCAGUGAGGGGGGUGGGGUGGCCUGGAGAGUCUUAAGAGACCGGAGGGCCAUAUUUGUACCCCCAAGGGCAGAGGCUGAGGCUCUCGACCCCUGUCAUGGAAGAGGAACUGGCAAACUGACAGAUUGUAUUGCAUAUCACAUGAUAAUAUAUUAUUAAUAUAGUAGUCAAUAAGCAGCCAUUUCCUUCACUUUCUGAUAACUUGCAGCCUCUCUUCCUUGAAGGAUUGAGAUGUGUGAACCUUUGGAAGUCUCUUCCAUGCAAAGAGACCCUACCUUCCCCGCUCACAGACCUUUCUACAAGGCGGCCAUUCCUGCUUCUCUUUGGCCAAGACUCUUAUUUAGCGCUGGAGAGGAGCAAACGUUUAGCUUCCCAUUGUAUGCAGCCAGUUUCAAGGCUCUACGUGUUCUGAUAAACUAACAGUCUUGCCUUCCUUUUGCCUCUGUAUUUGCAGCAUUCACGAAGAUCACAACAGGUUUCCCCAUGUGAUUUCGAAAGCCACCUGCCGCCAUGCCUUCUGUCUGGACAGUAAAGGCAAACCAAACAUAGCCCUGAAUUCUGUUCCUAUUCAGCAGGAGAUCAUGGUUCUUCGACGGAAGCUGGUUGGUUGCCAGCAGACCUUUUGGCUGGAGAAAGAAGUGAUUAAUGUUGGUUGCACCUGCGUCAUGUCAAGAACCUAUGCUAAUCGAAGUGCCUGAAAGAAGCACAGAAUUGACCAGCAGAGGUAAAUGAUCGACUCCAGGCUGAUGCUUUCCGAAUCCAAAUCACAUUCUUUGAUGACUCAAAAGAGAAAGAAACUGCUAUCUCAGGGAUGAGCAGAAAUAAAGACAACAUAGAAUUAGGAAAGUUUUUGUGCAACUUUCUUACUAGAUGACACAACUUUAAAAUGCCAUUUGUUUCAAAACAUUUAAGUAGGCCAUGAAAAUGUUGAAUAUAUAUUCCUCCUGGCCUCAGGCCACGAUGACAAAAAUAAUCUCUCCUAGCUAAAAUGGCCUCUUCUCUUCACUUGCCAAAAAUGUAAAAGUCCUGCCUUGUAAUGAGUGUUGCAUCCUUUACCCCCAUGCUAUUGGUCAGUCUUAUUGAACUGUAUGUUCUAUGUCACGAUAUAAAUGCAUAUGAAAUGUGAAACUCAUGGAGAAGCAAAGAGAAACUUGCUUCCAGCUGUAUUUAUAAGACCUAUUUAUAUAACUUGUAUUUAUGCACCUG